AUGGCAUCAGCUGGAUCAUUAAAGGAGAAGAGACUCAUGGAUGUCAAACUAGGGGAGCUGCCAAGCUGGAUACUGAUGCGGGAUUUUACCCCUAAAGGCACUGCUGGAGCAUUUCAAAGAGGGUACUACUGGUAUUACAACAUGUAUAUGAAUGUGAAGAAAGGGAAUGUUGCUGGAGUUUAUAUGGUGCUAGCAGCUUACAUGCUUUUUAACUACUGCCAUUCUUAUGAGGAACUCAAACAUGAGUGGUGA
Messenger RNA from Pteronotus mesoamericanus, 252 nucleotides. RefSeq names its product ATP synthase subunit f, mitochondrial-like. The coding region runs from base 1 to 252 and encodes 83 amino acids. Gene Ontology annotation, biological process: proton motive force-driven mitochondrial ATP synthesis. The transcript has a single exon. Gene Ontology annotation, molecular function: proton-transporting ATP synthase activity, rotational mechanism. The record is from RefSeq and is a predicted model, not a curated record. NCBI's taxonomy places the organism in Eukaryota, Metazoa, Chordata, Mammalia, Chiroptera, Mormoopidae.